CCCGCUACAAGUAAACAAACGUGCUUUGUUUGAAAGUGAAGUCUUUUUUUAUUCGAUUUUUCGCAUAAUUCUCUGUUGUGGAUACAAAUAAUAUGGAUGUAACUGCAGAAUUAAAGAAGCUAAAUCUUGAAAUUCAAGCUAAUAAAGAUAAGUAUGUCAAUGGCGAGUUGGAUUUGGGAUCGAGCUUGGAAAAACAGGAAAAUCUGUUUAGCCAGAUCAUGUCAAAUCAGUCAAGUGUCACAGCAAGCAAAAUACUUCCAGAUUCUCAGGUGUUGCAACUGCAAACAAAAAUUUUAACACUUAGCACCAGGAAAUAUAAGCCUGACUCCUUAGUUUUUAAUUCAUAUGAGUUUGCUGGAAAAGUGAGAGACUACUUUGGCUGUGAUUUAUCAAGUUCAAUAGCAUCUACCUCACGAUCUUCAAGUUUAAUAGCAUCUACAGAUUAUUCUUCAUUAUGGAUGAAUCUUGGAGAUGAAGCAAAGACGUUAAUUUGUGGUGUGCCGACAUUCAGUUUCAUAUAUGGAACUUUUGAUCCAGAUCCAGUUGAACAUGUUAAGAAAAAAAGAAAGGUCAGAGAUAAAGAUAAAGUUGGAGAUCUGACAAAACCACAAUCUAUGAGCAUAAAUGACUCUACUCAUGAACAUGAUGGCAUGCUAACUGAAGCAGAGCGUUUAUAUUCCAUUCUAAGACGGUUUUUGGAAAGAAGUGAAAAUGGCUUGGUUUGUUAUUUUGAAUUUGUGACUGAUCCAUCAUCAUUUUCAAGAACAGUUGAAAAUAUAUUUAUUAUGUCAUUGCUUAUAAAGGAAGGACAUGUUCGUAUAAUUGCUGAUGAAAAUGGAUUGCCAUAUUUAAAAGCAGUAAAUGAAGAUGAGAGACGAGAAAGAAAUCCAGCUGCCAUGAAACAAACGAUUGUAACUAUCACACUGGAGGAUUGGAAGGAAAUUAUAAGAAAAUUCCGCUUUGAAAAAGCUUUGAUACCACCACGAAAACGUGCAUAAAAUUCUUUGAAUCAUCAAUCAUCUUCGCAAAUACAAGCAUUUUGGACAUCACAUAAACUUGAUCAUAAUGCACAUUUCAAAGUUCUGAGCUCAUUUUUUAAAAUGCUUUUUAAAAAAAAUGUUUUUACUUGUACAGAAUAAUAAGUAGCAAAAUGUCUGUAUUAUGAGUGUCAGAACAAUUUUGAUUCAAUCUGCAGAAAUAUUUUGGAAGUUUAACUUCUCAAUUUUGUAACUAAUAAGAAAUUUUCUUCAAGACUUUUCAAAAUUUCUAUAAAAAAGUUUUACUGUAUUUAAAUUUUAGUUAAAAUUAUUUUUUAAGAAAGUUUUACUUAUUAGAUAAAAAUCAAAAAUAGUGACCUUUUGGUCUUGCAUAAGUUAUUGCUUUGACACUUGUACAUUUUUUACUUUGUAAAUUUAAUGUGUAUAUAAAUUUGUAUU
This is a messenger RNA of Uloborus diversus, 1436 nucleotides long. RefSeq names its product EP300-interacting inhibitor of differentiation 3-like (gene Nse4). The coding region runs from base 93 to 998 and encodes 301 amino acids. Gene Ontology annotation, biological process: DNA repair. Gene Ontology annotation, cellular component: Smc5-Smc6 complex; nucleus. Lineage: Eukaryota; Metazoa; Arthropoda; Arachnida; Araneae; Uloboridae. The transcript has 10 exons. The record is from RefSeq and is a predicted model, not a curated record.